This is a messenger RNA of Geodia barretti, 315 nucleotides long. The record is from the annotation of a GenBank genome assembly. NCBI's taxonomy places the organism in Eukaryota, Metazoa, Porifera, Demospongiae, Tetractinellida, Geodiidae.
AUGAGUGGCGUUCGGCGGGUCGUGCUGGGCGGGGUCGUUGCGCUCUGGCUCGCACUCGCGGCGGGCCCUGGUCUGGCUUUCUCGCCCGACGAGCCGCUCGCCGACCCGGCGCUUGAGGUGCGCGCCCGCGCGCUCCAUGAGGAGCUUCGCUGCCUGGUGUGCCAGGGCCAGUCCAUCGCCAAUUCCAAUGCGGCGCUUGCUCAGGACAUGCGCGCCAUCGUCCGCGAGCGCCUCGCUGCCGGCGAGAGCGACGCGGACGUGCGGGGCUUCCUCACCGACCGCUACGGCGAUUACGUCCUGCUCGACCCGCCGUGA